Messenger RNA from Emiliania huxleyi CCMP1516, 987 nucleotides. RefSeq lists its product as hypothetical. The transcript is spliced from 3 exons. The record is from RefSeq and is a predicted model, not a curated record. Lineage: Eukaryota; Haptophyta; Isochrysidales; Noelaerhabdaceae. Bases 1 to 987 code for a protein of 328 amino acids.
AUGCAGCCGACCUCGCCCGGUGCUGGACCGCUUACCCUGGAGCGGCGCCGGCGCGACGAGGCCCUCCGGCGCGACGAAGCCCUCCGCAACUCGGCGAGCCAGCCCGACUGGCUCCGAGCCCUGGAGACACCCGAUGAGUUCGCGGCCGCGUCAUCCGGCUGCUUCACCCCUACGGCUCAGCUCACCGCAGCGUGCGACGCCACUCCAGGCUGGCUACGCCACGCAGCCUCGGCGCUCCACCAAGCACAGUCCGAGCGGCAGCCGCUUCGGCUCCUCGCAUCGCCUCCUCAGUCGCCGCCUCCUCAGUCGCCGCUGCCCACUGGCCGGACCCUGUGCAACACGCCAGCGACACUGCUCGACCCGCGCUGCGACACGGACAUCGAGGAGCACUGGCUCAGCGAUGGCUGCGGCACCGAUCUCGAGGAGGACGUUUGCGGCGCCUCCGGCUCACUCGGCCAGCUCUCGGGAAUGCUCGGCCGGCUUCAGAUCGAGACCUCCUCCUCCGCCUCCUCCUCCGGCGAGUCAGCAGCCCGUUCGGCGGCGUGCCGGCUCGACCAGCAGCGCAGCGGCGGCGCUUUUGAUCGCGCCUCUGCGUGGCUCGAGUGGCGCGAGGAGGAGGCGGCCGGGCGAGCCGUCCUCCUCGACCUUGUCGCCGCCAAGGCCGCCGCCUCGAGGAGCGCGCCGCAGCGCCGCGGCGCCACCUCAGCCACUCUCAUCGUCUGCGCCGCCUCGCGAGUCGAGGCCGUCUCUGCCGCGCUCCGACGGCGGCUCGUCGCCCACGCGUGCCACGUGUCUCGCCGCAAGCUGAGUGCGGCCGAGGCGCUGCGCCACGCCGUCGUGCUGACGACGUACGGCCUCCUCGCCGCCAAGGACUGCGAGCAAGCCCUCUGCGCCCGGCCAAAAGGAGGCGCGCGCCAGAGCCUCGAGGCUGCACGCGCGCGCGUGGGGGCGGCUGGUGCUGCCGGACGCGGAGGGCCUGAGGUGUGA